AAGGGAAGCCGGGGGCUGGCCGGAAGCGGGGCGCCGGCGGUUGCGCUGAGGGGAGCUCGGCGGGGAGGUGAGGAUCGGCGGCUCCCCGCGGACCGCGGGCUCCCGGUGGGGCUGUCCCCUUCGCCGGGUAUUUUCGUCUGGCAAAGAUGGGUGAACCUCAGCAAGUGAGUGCCCUUCCUCCGCCUCCAAUGCAAUAUAUAAAAGAAUAUACUGAUGAAAACAUCCGGAAAGGCCUGGCUCCAAAGCCACCUCCACCUGUGAAAGACAGUUAUAUGAUGUUUGGUAAUCAGUUUCAAUGUGAUGAUCUGAUUAUUCGACCUUUGGAGAGCCAGGGUAUUGAACGGCUACAUCCUAUGCAGUUUGAUCACAAGAAGGAAUUAAGAAAACUUAAUAUGUCUAUCCUGGUCAACUUUUUGGACCUCUUGGAUAUCUUGAUAAGGAGUCCAGGGAGUAUAAAGCGAGAGGAGAAACUGGAAGACUUGAAACUGCUUUUUGUUCAUGUCCAUCAUCUUAUAAAUGAGUAUCGCCCUCACCAGGCUAGGGAGACACUGAGAGUCAUGAUGGAGGUGCAGAAACGUCAGCGUUUGGAAACAGCAGAGCGAUUUCAGAAGCACUUAGAGCGAGUUGUAGAGAUGAUUCAGAACUGCCUGGCUUCCUUGCCUGAUGAUCUGCCUCAUUCAGAGGGAGGACUGAGAGUGAAAACAGAAGCAAUGGAUGCUGAUGAUGGCAGCAACUGUAUUGGACAGAGCGAAAAGCAGAGAGAGCGUUCUGGUGGCAAGAGAGACCAGGUUUUAGACAAAGAUGCAGCGAUGUGUAGCAUUAUUGAUGAAAUGACAUGAAGAAAACACUUUUUUUUUUUUUUAGCUCACCAUAGUGAGAGGCAGAAUGAAUUCUGAGGAUAUAUGUUGUAUUUUGUUUUGCUGUAGUACAAGCACACAAAACAUUUAUUGUACACCUGUUGGAGGUUGUGAGUGACUAGGCAGAUGAAAAUGUUUAAUAUUUUGUGAGCUGUGCGUUUAUUGGUAGAAACAAAAGAGCAUACUUUUUGUUAAAUGUAUCAUGUGAGGUGGUAGCCACAGAUUAAAGUUAGUUUUUUCUGUUGUACUUUCAUUUGUCACUUUCUGCUUUUUUUGGGUAUGCUUUGUUUUUGUUUUGUUUUUUUUAAAUUGCUUUAUAGUGUGGAAGCAAGGCAUCUGACUGAGAGGAAUUGUAGCUGACAGUUCCUCCAUUUCAAAUAAGUGCUAGUUGUUUACAAUUUCAGUGGGUCCUUUCAGGAAUGUGUAACUUGAUAGUAAAAAUAAAAUUAGUGUAAAGUCUGCAAAA
Molecule: messenger RNA, 1323 nt
Organism: Harpia harpyja (harpy eagle)
Lineage: Eukaryota; Metazoa; Chordata; Aves; Accipitriformes; Accipitridae
Gene: MED7
Product: mediator complex subunit 7
Exons: 2
Coding region: 147-839 (230 amino acids)
Biological process (GO): regulation of transcription by RNA polymerase II
Cellular component (GO): mediator complex
Molecular function (GO): transcription coregulator activity
Source: RefSeq, a predicted model, not a curated record